This is a messenger RNA of Phanerochaete carnosa HHB-10118-sp, 2137 nucleotides long. RefSeq lists its product as uncharacterized. The coding region runs from base 293 to 2137 and encodes 614 amino acids. NCBI's taxonomy places the organism in Eukaryota, Fungi, Basidiomycota, Agaricomycetes, Polyporales, Phanerochaetaceae. The record is from RefSeq and is a predicted model, not a curated record. The transcript is spliced from 10 exons.
GCAUGCCGGCUUGGGCUCGCUGGACAGCGCGGCCUUGCCGUCCAUUCGCCCUUCUCAAAGUCCGAAAUUCAAACUGUUGUCUUCCCCGGAGACGUUUCUCCGAGCUCCAUCUUUGCACGGACCCACGCUCAUGUCCAGAACCGCUUGUCGCGCAGAGUCCGCGGGGUUGGGUGCAACAGCGAAUGAAAACACUGAGACAUGAGCGGCCUGCGCUGUGUAUUAGAGCACCCGGGCCCCGGACGGACGACCCUCUCUUAAUCGUCCUCGACCCGCCGCUCUCAGCACUGCCGCCAUGUCUCCCAACCCUGUCCGACCCCCACUCGACGGCUCGAUCCCCGUCAUCCCGGCGUUCAUCGACUUUCAUGCCGAGCACAACCCCGACCGACCCUGGGCCAUCCUCUCUGCUGGCCAUGAGAAGCCCAGCGAGGCCGUCUCGUUCGCUGAAUUCGCCCGCGCUACCCAUCGAGUCGCCCACAAGCUGCGGCCAGACAGGUCGGGGCCCGAGAACGCCGUCGUCGCCGUCGUCGUCAACUGCGACUCUGUAGUCUAUCUCGCCUUGUUGGCAGGCAUGAUAAGAGCAGGACUAGUGCCGUUCCCCAUGUCUCCCAGGAACUCUGCUCCCGCGAUAGUCAGCAUGCUCAAGCGCACAUCCUGCCACCGGAUGAUCUGCCAGCCCAGCCUAGACCCCUUGCUCGCCAACAUCCAGUCCGAGCUCGAGUGCGACAAACACGCCCUUCAGGUCGACGCCCUCCCCGAGCUCGAGGACAUUUUCCCAUAUCUGAGCGGAAAGAGCGCCUCGGAGCCGUGCAAGCCCUACCCGCCUGGCAACAAGACCUUUUCCGCAGACGACACCGUCUUCUACCUUCACUCGUCCGGCUCCACCGGCUUUCCAAAGCCAGUCCCCCAGCGCCAGGCCGCCAUGCUCCACACCUGCAACGCCUCGAUCAUCGUCGACGCCGCGGUCCGCGGCGUCGUCUGGGGCGCCAUGGCGCUGCCCACGUUCCACGCCAUGGGCAUAUACAUCCAGCUCUACGCGCCUCUCGUGAGCGCACUGCCCGUGUGCCUGUUCGCGCCCCGGGCGCCCGCGUCGCCGGUGGUCCCCACCCCGCGCAACACCCUCGACGCCGCCGUGGCCGCGCGGUGCACCGGCAUCCCGACCGUGCCCGCUUUCGUCGACGCCUGGGCGCAGUCGAAGGAAGACGUAGAGUACCUCAAGACCCUGAAGAUCGUCGCAUUCGCUGGCGGGCCGCUGUCGUCCAAGACCGGCGGCGAGCUCGUGGCGGAGGGCGUCCGCCUCUACCCCUGGUACGGCGGCACCGAGUUCGGGCCGCACACGAGGGUCUUCGACAUGGCCGACGACGCCCCGCCGAGCGCGGCUCCGGCCGACGCGAAGACGCGGGCGGACUGGGAGUGGCUGUCGUUCUCGGAGCGCGUGCGCUGCCGGUGGGUGCCCGAGGGCGACGGGACGUUCGAGCUGCAGUACUUGACGUGUGCGACGCACCGGCCGAGCGUCGAGAACUUGGAGGACACGAGAGGGUAUGCGACGAGCGACUUGUGGGAGCCGCACCCUUCGAAACAGGGCCUGUGGCGCAUAACCGGUCGCAAGGACGACGUGAUCGUCCUCGGUUCUGGCGAGAAGGUCGUGCCGAUCCCGCAAGAAGGGCUCAUAGCCUCGUCGCCCAUGGUACACGGAGCGGUCAUGUUCGGCCGCGCCAGAAACCAGUGUGGCGUUCUCGUGGAACCCAGCGAGGGUCAUGCCAUUGACACGAACGACGCCGUCGCUCUGUCGGUAUUCAGGAAUAUGAUAUGGCCGGUUGUUGAGGAAGCGAACCGCGCCGCUCCUGCGUUCGCAAAGAUAUUCAAGGAAAUGGUCAUCAUCACAGACCCAGCUAGACCUCUACCUCGCGCCGCCAAGGGGACAAUCGUCCGGAAGCAAGCGCUAGCUGUUUAUGAGAGAGAAAUCAACAACUUGUAUGCGACUGUAGAACAGAGCGGGAACACCGAAAACAUCCCGCCGCCGCCUUCCUGGACGGUCCCCGACGUGCAAGCGUGGCUCCAGAAACACGCCUGCAUCCUGACCAACCGCGACACCAUCCCGCCGUCCAAGGAUCUGUUCGACCAAGGGUUCGACAGGUGA